UAAUUUAUAAAAUAAGAAGAAACUAUUAUUUUUGUAUUGCUAAAUUCUAUUCUUAAAUAUAUAAGAAAGUAAAUAAAAUUAGUUGAUUUUCCUUCAAUAGGCUUAAAACUUAUUAGCGAGGGGUUUAAUUGUAUGCGAAUCCUAUUACGAUGGAAGUUCAGUUUGGAUCAAAUCCUGUAGAUGAAUCGAAUUUGCUUUACAAACUACAACGUAAAGUUAAGGUGUUUAAUACGUCUAAUUCAUUACCUCAUCGUGGAUAUAAUUUAAUUACUACAUCAAGCAAGUAUGGAAUUGUUUUUGUUGCAUCUCCUCAGGGUGUUUUGUCUGCUUAUACUAUCAAAGAACUAAUAGACCCAGUAUCUGAGCCAAGACAUUUGUCAACAAAUCUUCAAAUACAACCUACUCAUAUAGCCGUGAAUUGUGACCAAGAAUGGCUAGCUGUGGUUGGAGGCCAAAUGCUUUUGAUUUAUAAAAUAACUGAUUUUCAAAAUCUUGCUGUAGGUCCUUCAAUAUCAAUAAAAUGUGAAGUAAAUCCAUCUACUUUUCUAUCAUCCAUACAAUGGAAUCCUUGCAUCCCAGAUACAAUUGCCUUAGUGUAUUUUGAUGGUACUCUAAUAGUGAGCCAAGUAAACACCAUGCAGAAAAAACAAAUACAAUCAAAUGCCAGGUGUAUGUGUUGGAGCCCAAAGGGUAAGCAACUUGUGACUGGUAAUGCUGAUGGAACUCUCUGCCAGUACAAGCCUGAUCUGUCUCCAAUGAAGUCUGUGCCAGCACCGAAUUUGUUUGAAGGAGCACCGGUUGAGGUCCUUGCCAUUUACUGGAUAUCUACUUUUCAAUUUGCAGUUGUAUAUAGGAAUGCAUCUGACAAUAGCCGACCAGUGGUCACAAUUGUAAACACUCCAAAAGGUGGAAAACCUUCAUGCCUGAACUUAGAAGAUAUAUGCUACAGUAUGGGCUCUAACCGACCCUGGUUUUACUAUUUACAAGGACUAUCCCAAUGGAACCUAAUCAUUGCGUCGUCAUCAAACAGUAUGGAGAUAGCAACAAUGGGAUCCAAAGAUAGCGCCAACUGGAUACAAUGGUGUCAGAGCGAUGAAGCUCGACCAGAGUUACCACUAACAGAUAAAAAACUGGAAAAUUAUCCCGUUGGUCUGUGUGUGGAUACCGCUGCGGCACACCAGCUGCCUUGGGGUGAGAAUGAAGUCUUACCUCCCAUGCCGUUCCUCUUGGCUUUAUCCCACACUGGUAUGCUGACUAUAUUCAACAUCAUCAAUUUGGAUAAAGCCGCUCCACAGAUAUGCACACCCAUACAAGCACUAUCAUUGCCGGAAGCUGCGUUUACAAGUGAAGUACCAAAUGAUGUACCCGCUCAACCGCAACAACUAACACAAGAACCACCAAAACUUCAACCAAUCACUCAACAACCACAACCAAUUGCCAAACCGCUGCAAGCAGUCAACCAGUCUCAACAAGUUGCCCAACCGUUUGCUCAACAAGUUGCCCAACCGUUUGCUCAACAAGUUGCCCAACCGGUCGCUCAACCAGUCGCUCAACCGACCCAACAAGCAAUAAGCCAUUUUGGUCAACAAUUUGCUCAAUCCCAUGUGAUACCAAAAGUAGAGCCAUCAACUGGAUUAUAUUUGGCACAAACUCCUAAAUCUUCAAACGCUCAAAAGCCAUCGGCUGCUGCGGUGACGGCCUCUGUUAAGGUAGAAACAAACGCGCCAUCUGCCGCCGAAAUUGAGAAGUCGAAAGCGGAAGCAGCGGCUAUCAAACGUGAGCAAGAGAAAGUGAAUAAAGCCAAAGUAGAACAAGAGUUGAAGAAUAUACUUAUAAAGGAAGUCAACGAUUUCCAGUCGGAGCUGCAUAGGUUCCGUGUUAAUACUUGUGAGAGUCAGAUCAAGAUCCAACAACAGCUGGAAGCGGUCAAACCAGACUUAGACCUUCAAAACUUGGACGGAGAGCAAUUAAAAAAACAAUGUGGUCUUGAAGAAUUAAGGGACUCCAUUGUACACCUCAAAUUAGAGCUUGUGAGGACCUGCGCUGUAGUUGCCGAAGCCAGGACAAACGCCGAAGCGAAGGAGCAUUAUGAGUGGAGCCAAGUGGAUCCGCUCACCGCCAAACGUUUCUCGUCCAUCAAGCAACUUGCGUACUACGUACAGAACCAAUUAGAUCAGGCCCAAAGGGAGCUGGAGAGCAGGUGGAAUGAUAUGGCUUCGAAGACGCAACGUGGGAAAGGUGAGCGUAUGAUUCGUCCUAUACUAGAUGACGUAUACCAGCCAUUGGUGGAGCAGCAAGAAAUUCUUUGUCGCCAAAAAGCCGUACUUCGAACCUUAAGAAGUGCAAUGAACGAGUGCAGCAUCACGCCCCUUUUCAAAUCCAACUCGCUGCUACGGAGCACGCCCUUUAAGAACAAAGAUCCCCUAUCAAAAUUAACGAAGAACAUUCUAAAUAUGAGUAUGGAACCACAGGACAACAAAGAUAAAGAGCUAUCCUCACAGAAGUUAGACGCACUUCGCGACAUGCUGUCAAAUCAUAGACCAAAGAAAAUUAAACCUGUUAGCGUUGAAGUACGACAAUAUAUGGAGAACCUGAGGCAGAGGUACGAAAAAGGAGUAAAAGAGAGAGCGGAAAAGAGGGACAUGGAAAAGCAAUUUGAAAAGCAUGAACAGAUGAAACUAGAAAAGCAGGAAAUCGAGGCGGAAAUUCAGGCGAAAGCCAGAAUUCAGUAUCAGUUAAUGGAAGCUAAGAAGGAACAAAGAAUUGAAGCUGAACGACAAAAGGAUAUUAAGCCGCAAUUCAAAACAGAACUUCCUGCUGCAGCUCCAGCGCCACAAAUUAACUCCUUCAAAAAGAGUGAUCCAAGUCCCAAAGAGACAUCAGCACCUGUGGUCGCCUUUGCACCAUCUAUUAAACCAGCUAAACCGACCUUUGCUAGCUUCUCAAAGACACUUUUUAGCGAUGUACCAAAACAAGAAGUUUCUUUACCUCAAGUUCAGCCCGUGAAAACGGAAAGCAGUCAGCGAUCCUUGAGGGAUUACUUACAAAGUGACGGCGAAUUGCCCAAAAUAUGCUCUCCCACAGCUUUUGCAAAUCCAAAAACUACAUCAAAUUCAGUAUUUUCAUCAAAACCAAUAGCGGAAAUGAGUAAUAUGUUCAAUAAAUUGACGAAUCCUGAUAGUAAACCAGCCAAACCCACCCCUACAUCGGAUGAAACUGGAGAAGUAGAAUCUACCUCAACUCCUGUCAAGACACCCAUCCAGCCAGUGAAAGAAAAGCCCUUAGGCAGCAUAUUCAGUCUAAAACCUACCGCGCCACUAACCAAUGUCCAAAAUGUUCCUGAUGUCCUUAAAAAUCAAACUAUGCUUGGGAAAGCGGAAUCAAAACCAAAGGCUGAAGAACAAAAACCAAAAGAAAAUGUGCCACAAGUUGAAAUUAAAAUAACACCUAAAAAGGAAGAAUUGAAGCCAUUUACCAUCCAGAGCACAACUGUACCGCCCUCUUUGUCUACUGCGCAGUCUGUGUUUAUAAUUGACCCAAAGAAACCAAGCGAAGUUAAAAUUGAAUCGUCUUUGCCUGCAUCGUUUUAUACUUCAACUCCUCUACCUUUACCUCAAACUCCAGCUUCCCCUGUUGCUCCUACACCUCAAGUGUCCGCAACUGUAACAGUAAAGGCUGUAACCUCACCAAAAGAUCCAACACCAACAAAUGAAACUAAAUCUGAUAAAGAAGUUGAAAAACCAAUCCAAUCUGUGCCGUCUAAAACAGAAUCAAGUACACCAACCACGGCAUCUCCUGUCACUAGCGAGUCCACAAGUCCAACUGCGAAAUCUGUGUUCAGUAGCGCUUCUAAGUCCUUAUUCAGCCCUACAUCUGAAGCAAAGCCGUUAUUCGCAACGACUUCACCAACAACACAGGUCACAACAAUAUCAACUCCCCAAGACACUUCUUUUGGUCAGGCGGCUACCACACAAUCCACUGUUAGCACCACUAGUUCGACAUCUUCAGCAUUCGGUACCGCGCAAAGUGUGUUUAGCGCUGCCAAUUCUGCUUUUGGCACUGCAACGACCACGUCCAGUGUAUUCGGUACCACUCCAGCUUACGGCACUUCAUCAGUUUUUGGUGCUACGCCCAGUUCACCUAGCGCGGUCUUUGGAUCGGCCGCUCAGGCUACUUUUGGUCAAACAACACAAGCCGGUUUCGGAGUGUCCACUACGCAGUCUUUAUUCGGGUCAGCUCCGACUACGUCAGUAUUUGGUGCCACAACAACAACUCCAUCUAUAUUUGGAUCUUCUAAACCAGUGUUUGGUUCAGGGCAGCCAGUGUUCGGAGCAAGUUCACCCUCCUCCGUUUUCGGUUCCCCGACGACUCAAUCUUCAGUAUUUGGCGCAACUCCCACGACGCAAGCGUCGGUAUUCGGAUCAGCGCCUACAACGCAAGCGUCAGUCUUUGGAUCUCCUACAAAUGCAGGCAGUGGGUCGUUAUUCGGUGACGGCGGUUCUAGUUUAUUCGCGGCUGCUAAUAUCUCUACCACUAGUCCAUCACAAUCUGGAGGCAGCUUGUUUGGAGGAAGUUCUGGAUUCGGAAGUGCAAAUACAAACGUCUUUGGGGCAAAAUCUACGUUUAGCGGCUCCAAUGCGACGGCUGCGAGCAUAUUCGGGGGAGGAUCAUCCUUUAGUCAAAAGCCUGCAACUGAUUUCUGGGGUGGGGAAACUAACACCACGCCGUUUGGAUCAACUGGCUUUGGUCAAGCAGAAUCUGGCAGCUUCAGUCAGCCUUCAACGGCUGGACAACCCUUUGGAACUCCACAGCAGACUGCGUUUGGAUCACCUCAACAGCAAUCAGCUCCAGGUUUCGGAAGUUCAUCUGUGUUCGGUGGGAAGCCAGCUUUCGGUUCCCCUACAAGUUUCGGUGGAUCAGCUUUUGGUGGCGUAAACAAAAGCCCCGGUUUCGGGUCAUCUGCCACUUUUGGUGGCGGCCCGACUUUCGGCGGGACUGCCUUCGGGAACACUUCGCCCGGAAAGGCUUUUGGUGGCGCUUCACCCACAGGCUUUGGCACCCCAACGCAAUCGAACGCGACGUUCGAGAACUUAGCGACUCAGAACACGUUGACAUUUGGAAAUCUUGCGCAGAACUCUGGACAGGCGCCUGCUGCCGCGCCUGCCUUCAACGCAUCGCCGUCGUUUACUGGUUGGCGAGGUUGAUACUCUAGAAUAAUUAAUAAAAUAUUUUUAAUAAAUGUUUGCAAAUCAAUAAUAUGUCACUAA
Molecule: messenger RNA, 5267 nt
Organism: Pieris brassicae (large cabbage white)
Lineage: Eukaryota; Metazoa; Arthropoda; Insecta; Lepidoptera; Pieridae
Gene: Nup214
Product: nuclear pore complex protein Nup214
Exons: 28
Coding region: 150-5204 (1684 amino acids)
Biological process (GO): RNA export from nucleus; protein import into nucleus
Cellular component (GO): nuclear pore
Molecular function (GO): structural constituent of nuclear pore; protein binding
Source: RefSeq, a predicted model, not a curated record